AAUAGUGCCUCCCUUUCUCAGUUUUUCUCCACUUCAGUUUGUCCUUUCAAACAUAGAAACCCCGGGAACCCCAAUGCAAACACACUGUCCUUAUUACCCCAUGAAAACAUAGUAAUAUAGAUUAAAACACAACAAAGACACACAUUUCCAAAUUUCAAAAAUCCCCCAUUUUUCAACUAAACAUAUAUAGUAUAAACUUCAACCUUAAUGGGUGAAGUUGUGUUAGAGGGAAAAACUCCGGCGAUCCAACCACCGGUGGCGGCGGCAGAAGCGUCGGAGACAGGGACUAUGAGUGGGCCGUUAGUGUCUGCUCCGGCGUAUCUGAUAAGCCGGAAAGUUAGGCCAGCAACCAUUGAUGGAGUUCAUGUAAUAUUAAGGCUUGUUUGUUUAAUGACUUGUGUUGUAGGACUUAGUUUAAUGGUGACUGCAAAACAAUCAUCAACUCUUUCUCUUUAUGGCUUUCAGCUCCCUGUUUAUGCUCACUGGUCUUAUUCUGACUCCUUUGAGUAUCUGGUUGGAGUUUCAGGAGCAGUUGUGGCUCACUCUUUACUUCAGUUGCUAAUUAGUGCGUCGAGGUUGCGAAGGAAAGCUCUUGUUAUUCCUUCUCAGAGAUAUGCAUGGGUUAUCUAUGCUGGUGAUCAGAUUUUUGCAUAUGCACUGAUGAGUGCAGGCUCAGCAGCCUCAGGGGUGACUAGCCUGAACCGAACAGGAAUCCGACACACAGCAUUGCCCAAUUUCUGCAAGCCCUUGCACGCCUUCUGUAAUCGAGUUGCUGCCUCCAUCGCGCUCACCUUCUUGAGUUGCUUCUUGCUUGCUGCCUCUGCUGUUCUUGAUGUUAUUUGGUUAACUUGUUACUGAUUUUUAACUGAUCUAGAACCUAUUCCUGCUAUAUAUCCUUGUGAAUAACAAGGUUCUCUGGAGAUGUAUUCUGGUGAUCAAUCCAUUAGACUCGAUUCCUCGAGUGAGAUUUGUAAAUGUUGGAAAUUGGAAGUAACAUCUUGAUUGAAUGAUUGAAUCAUCUUAAAAUCCUAUUUUGAGAAAUUGAAGCAUAUAGUAGUUCAUCAAAGAACUGUGGCUAAAGCUUCAUUUUUAUUUAUUUA
This is a messenger RNA of Beta vulgaris subsp. vulgaris (sugar beet), 1100 nucleotides long. RefSeq names its product CASP-like protein 3A1. The record is from RefSeq and is a predicted model, not a curated record. NCBI's taxonomy places the organism in Eukaryota, Viridiplantae, Streptophyta, Magnoliopsida, Caryophyllales, Amaranthaceae. The transcript is spliced from 3 exons. The coding region runs from base 208 to 858 and encodes 216 amino acids.